CCACCGUAUAGAGGGUGCAAUCCCACUUCCACCUAGUCUAGCCAUUCCUUCCCUCUUUCAAUCAGUUUCAAUCCGUUGUGGAAGGAAAACACAACAUAGCAUAGCAAAGAAGAGAAAGAAGCGCGAAAAGAAGAAGAAGAAGAAAGAGUUGGAGUUUGUGGUCUGAAAAAUGGGGAGCGAAGAGGAGAAGGGGGAGUUCUACCUGAGAUACUACGUGGGGCACAAGGGGAAGUUCGGCCACGAGUUUCUUGAAUUUGAGUUCAGACCCGACGGCAAGCUCCGUUACGCCAACAACUCCAACUACAAAAACGACACAAUAAUCCGCAAGGAGGUGUACCUCACUCCCGCCGUUUUGCGUGAGUGCCGCCGAAUAGUCGCGGAGAGCGAGAUCAUGAAGGAGGACGACAACAACUGGCCGGAACCCGAUCGGGUGGGACGCCAGGAGCUCGAGAUUGUCAUGGGGAACGAGCACAUUUCCUUCACAACUUCCAAGAUCGGGUCUCUCGUCGACGUUCAAUCCAGUGCGGAUCCGGAAGGCCUUCGCAUCUUUUACUAUCUUGUUCAGGAUUUGAAGUGUUUUGUCUUCUCUCUCAUUUCUCUUCACUUCAAGAUCAAGCCUAUAUAAGGUGUUCGAAAUAUUAUGAGUUCAUCCUCAAUGUGUACUUGUGUCACAACCAUCAAUUUUUUCGAAUGGAGUUUGACAUCUGAUAGACUGACUUAUAAUCAUGAAUAUGAUUUGGUUCUGUAUGAAGUGCUUAUUUUGGAUUUGAGGGUGUAACCCUUGUUGUACCAAAGUGUUGAUUGGAUUGUUUUAUGCAUGGCUUCGUUAUUCUUUCUUUC
Messenger RNA from Vigna unguiculata (cowpea), 840 nucleotides. RefSeq names its product protein mago nashi homolog. The record is from RefSeq and is a predicted model, not a curated record. Gene Ontology annotation, cellular component: nucleus; exon-exon junction complex. Gene Ontology annotation, biological process: RNA splicing. NCBI's taxonomy places the organism in Eukaryota, Viridiplantae, Streptophyta, Magnoliopsida, Fabales, Fabaceae.